AUGGUGGGCCAACUCAAUGGUGUUUCGUCAGCAACCCUUGACCCACAAUUGGACUAUGAUGUUCUCAUCAUCGGUGCUGGACAAAGUGGGAUGUACUCGCUGUAUCGAAUGCACCAGCUGGGACUAAAAUCAAGAAUCCUCGAGGCAGGCGCAGGUGAAGGAGGGACUUGGUUCUGGAACCGAUAUCCCGGUGCGCGUUUCGAUUCAGAAUCGUAUUCAUAUAUUUUCUCAUUUUCGCAAGAGUUGUUGGAUGAAUGGGACUGGUCGGAGCAUUUUGCGGGACAGGAGGAAACUCUUCGAUAUUGCCAGUAUGUCGCCGAGAAAUUCAAUUUAAAAAAGGACAUGCAGUUCAAUACAAGGAUAUCCUCCGCCCACUUCAAGCAAGAGACGAACUCCUGGAUGCUCACCGAUGAAGAAGGCCGUACCUACACAUCGAAGUUUAUCAUCACGGCGAUGGGUAUCUUGAAUCAGCCGACCCUUCCAAACAUACCCGGGGUCAGUGAUUUCAAAGGUCACGCCUUCCACACCGCACGGUGGCCGGACGAUGCAUCAGUCUUGGAUGGAAAGCGUGUUGGCAUCAUUGGAACGGGAGCCACUGCUAUUCAAACUAUUCAAGAGAUAUACCACUCCGUUGGAUCUUUAACGGUCUUCCAACGCACACCGAAUUGGACCGCACCACUACGAAAUGCGAAGAUCCGACCCGAAGAAAUGGGGUCAAUUCGCAAACAAUACCCCGAGAUUUUUCAGAAAUGCCUCGAUUCGUACGCUUGUUUUAUCCACCUAUCAGACCCUCGCUCAGUUUUCGACCUCACACCCGAAGAGCGGGAGAGACAUUGGGAAGACUUAUACUCGAAAGCUGGAUUCUCUAAAUGGUUAUCCAAUUUUAGGGAUAUUGGCACUGACCGAGAGGCCAAUGAACUGUUCAGCAAAUUCAUCGCGAACAAGAUCCGGCAACGUGUCAAGGAUCCAGUCACAGCAGAGAAGCUCAUUCCGAAGAAUCAUGGAUUUGGGACGAGAAGGGUUCCGUUGGAGGGUGGCUAUUACGAAGCGUUCAACCAACCAAAUGUGACGCUUGUGGAUAUAAAUGAGAAUCCGAUCAAGUCCAUUGCGGAGAACGGUAUCAAGACUAAGGAUGGGGACUUUGAGUUCGACAUUAUAAUAUACGCCACCGGAUUUGAUGCGGUUACCGGGUCCUUUAACGCAGUCGAUUUUAAAGGUAUCGAUGGGCUCAAGUUGAAAGAUGUUUGGAAUGAAGGUAUUCAAACGUUCCUGGGCCUGACUGUCCGUGGAUUCCCUAACAUGUUCAUGAUAAUGGGUCCUCAUCAGAUGUUCGGAAAUAUUCCCCGUUCAAUCGAAUACGCAGUGAAAUGGGUUGCAGAAUUAAUCGAAUAUUGCAGGGACAAUCAGAUAACGUGCGCAGAAGCAACAGAAGAAGCUGUACGAGCUUGGACGGAACAUGUGCAUGAUUGUGCGAAAGGAUUGCUAGCGACUGAGAUUGAUUCGUGGAUGACUGGUGUCAAUAAGAACUUGAAGCAUAAGCAGAAGAGGACGAUUGCGAGGUAUAAUGGGCCAGCACCAGGGUAUCGGAAGAGAUGCGAUGAAGUUAAGGCGAGGGAAUAUUCCGAUUUGAGAUUGGUUAAGUUGUAA
Lindgomyces ingoldianus is the source of this 1647-nucleotide messenger RNA. RefSeq names its product FAD/NAD(P)-binding domain-containing protein. Bases 1 to 1647 code for a protein of 548 amino acids. Gene Ontology annotation, molecular function: NADP binding; flavin adenine dinucleotide binding; N,N-dimethylaniline monooxygenase activity. The record is from RefSeq and is a predicted model, not a curated record. The transcript is spliced from 2 exons. NCBI's taxonomy places the organism in Eukaryota, Fungi, Ascomycota, Dothideomycetes, Pleosporales, Lindgomycetaceae.